Rhodofomes roseus is the source of this 2229-nucleotide messenger RNA. RefSeq lists its product as uncharacterized. The record is from RefSeq and is a predicted model, not a curated record. Bases 1 to 2229 code for a protein of 742 amino acids. The transcript has 2 exons. NCBI's taxonomy places the organism in Eukaryota, Fungi, Basidiomycota, Agaricomycetes, Polyporales, Fomitopsidaceae.
AUGCAACCAACCCAAAGCGAGAUCGCCGAGAACGUCAACACGAGCCAACCAGCGACAAACCAGCACGUGGAGCCGACUCGUGAGCCCGACAUAACUGUUCCGACUCCCAGCCCCAACCCAUGGAGGCCAAUAUCAACCCCGACGACGGAAGGAGAGGACGGAGCUCUGGUCAACACAUUCCCAACUCCUCUCGAGGCAAUGGCCCAGGCACACGCCCCAGCCGCUCAAUCCAACGGCGCUCCUCAGUCACUGGAGGCUAACGUCGCCCCUGCUCCCACCCCAACGCAAAACAGCCACAAGGCCGAGACGAAAGGCCCAGCCAAGCGCGAGGAGUCGGCCGAGCUGACCAGCAAAGCCAACGCGAACCCCAAGAAGAACAAGAAGAACAAAAAGAAGAAGGAGCAAGCCGAGAUCGGUAAAGGCGUUCCGACGGCGGCAGGAGUUGGGAGGAUACUAGUGGAGGAAACGCCUACGACGAACAGGCUGACAAGCGUUAAACGCAGGAGGGUGGAAGAGGACACGGGCGACGAGGGCAAGCCCGCAGUCACCAACAGAUUGCAGAGCACCGCCCCCGAAACACCUAGCCAAUCCGACGACCUCCUCUCAGACCUAACCACGGGCGAGAUUCAACUGAGCCCGACGCCGGCCGACGGCUACUUUAGCGACGGAGGCGUCAGCUACGCCGACGUUGAUCAGGCCAUGGAGGUCGAUACGGAGGGCGACAUCCUCCCCGAGCCCAUGCCCACCCCACACACGCCACGGCAGAGAACGAGGCUUGUCCACAACGCACAAGACUUCUUCGCAGGUCGUGGAGCCACGGCACCCCCAGCAUACCCCUCCAUCCACGUCGAUGAGCCGCGCGGCCCAGGCCCCAUCCCUGAAACGCCCCAGACCCCAACUCCCACCAAUAUGCGUGACCUGCGGUUCAGGAGGUACGCCGACCACGAAACCAGGGGGGGCAGUAUCCAGCCCCCUCCCACCAAUGUCACAGUCCGUCUGGACGCCGCCAGACCGAGCCGCGAACACGUACCAGCUCCCCCGCUCAGCCAGCCCUCCCGUCAGGCGACGCCAGGACCGAGCGGUCACCGUAACCUCCUACCCAUGCCAGCGCCGAGAGGCCCCGCCCUCCACCACCCAGCGUAUAUCACCAUACGCGGCCCGACCGCGGCGACCCGCAGACCCCAGGAAGACUGGCCAGGUGUGUACGGCCGAGACGCCUUCUCCUGGACAGAGGGAAUGAAGGCCGAACAGCAUGAGGCGUGGACCGAAAUCGCGAGGGAAAAGCCAGCCGUCCUCAUCCAGGUCCCAGGACACGGAGCCGACGAACCGGAAACCACUGGUAGAGUGGAGAACAUCAUAGGGACGAUCAAAGACUACCUUAAUGUACACAGGUUCGUCGUUACCCCGGCCGUCUCCAAAGAUCGAAACCCCAGGCGCAACCGCGCCCCUUAUUGGUUCCUCCUCCACGAAACGACCGCCGAGACGUGUAACACCCUCCUCGAAGCCGAAUGGCUAGACACCCCCCGAGGCACGAUCAACAUCCGACGCCUCACGGCGGACAACCCAUCAUACGCCGCGGCCUGGAGACUACCGGACAGGCUGGGCGUUACGGACGGUAACUAUACCGCGUUCUUCGUCCGCGAGUUCCAGAGAGGAGACCUACGCAAGAUGGUGCUAACAUACCUAUACGAGGACAUUAACGAAGGCGGACACUGGCACGCAUACUCAAUUGAGGACGCCUUCGUCGAGUGGAUAAGCACCAUCCACGCAGACACCCUCAAGCUCGCCCGGGGCAACGAGCGGCCCGACCCCAUCGUCCGGCUCUACGUGGAGUCACCCACCUAUGACCCGAGGAAGUGGGAGACCUUCUGCGAAGGCGUGAGGGACCACAACUUCGGGAGCAGCCUAACUGGCCCCUCGGUACCUUUCCUUGACGAGAUGCUCUGCUCGUACUGUCACUCCGUUGAUCACCCGGUAGGCCUGUGCAAGGUGGCUAACAUCCCCGGCUGGCAUGACCCGGAGGCACCACGCCAGAACGCGAACCCCGCAUCAUCGACGCAAGACCGCAACGAAAGGGGCAGAGGCGGAAGAGGCGGACGAGGACACGGCGGGCGUGGUGGACGCGGUGGACGCGGUGGCAGUGGACGUGGCGGACGCGGGCGCGGCUAUGGCUAUGGCAAUGGCAGGGGAGGUCGUUUUGACCGCUAUGACCGCUACGACCAGUACUAG